This is a messenger RNA of Ambispora leptoticha, 885 nucleotides long. NCBI's taxonomy places the organism in Eukaryota, Fungi, Glomeromycota, Glomeromycetes, Archaeosporales, Ambisporaceae. The record is from the annotation of a GenBank genome assembly.
AUGUCUAAAAUGAAGAAAGACCCUCCGCUUCAUUCACUUGUUGCUGGGUUAAUAGCGGGAGGAGUAGAAGCGACUAUUACAUAUCCGACCGAAUUUGUAAAAACUCAGCUUCAAUUACAAGACAAAUCAAGCGGAGGAAAGGCAUAUUGCGCUGUAACUACCGUUCGAACUCAAGGAUUUUUCGCUCUUUAUAGAGGAUUAUCGGCGUUGGUGAUAGGAACCGCAGCUAAAGCGGGAGUACGUUUUUUGACGUAUGAACAAAUCAAAUUGUUAUUACAAGACGAGAAUGGAAAUGUUUCCGGACCAAAGUCAAUGCUUGCUGGAUUGGGAGCAGGAAUGACUGAAGCGGUCACCGUCGUCACUCCAACUGAAACUAUAAAGACAAAACUAAUUCACGAUCAGAGUAAACCUCAACCUCAGUACAAAGGACUUGUACAUGGAGUAACAACUAUUGUAAAAAAUGAAGGAUUUGGUGGAAUCUAUCGUGGUGUGUUCCCAGUAAUGAUGAGACAAGGCGCAAAUCAAGCAGUUCGAUUUUCCACAUAUUCCACAUUAAAACAAGAAUAUCAAAAAUUGACUGGACCAGGACAACCAUUACCUUGGCUAGUCACUUUUGGCAUAGGUUCGAUUGCCGGCAUUGUUACAGUUUAUACCACGAUGCCAUUAGACGUGGUGAAAACAAAAAUGCAAGGAUUACAUGCUAGAGAAUUAUACAAAACUUCUUUUCAUUGCCUAUGGAAGGUGAUAAAAGAUGAUGGUAUAUUGGCAUUAUGGAAAGGUGCUACGCCAAGAUUAAGUAGAUUAUUGCUUUCGGGUGGAAUCAUUUUUACAGUAUACGAGCAAGUCAUCAAUGUUUUCCGAAAGUUUUCUACAGAAGAAACAUAA